This is a messenger RNA of Vespa crabro (European hornet), 2269 nucleotides long. Its product is annotated as facilitated trehalose transporter Tret1-like. Bases 207 to 1655 code for a protein of 482 amino acids. The transcript is spliced from 5 exons. Gene Ontology annotation, cellular component: membrane. The record is from RefSeq and is a predicted model, not a curated record. Gene Ontology annotation, molecular function: sugar transmembrane transporter activity. Lineage: Eukaryota; Metazoa; Arthropoda; Insecta; Hymenoptera; Vespidae. Gene Ontology annotation, biological process: transmembrane transport; carbohydrate transport.
GAGACACACGUUUUUAAUUCGUCAACGUCUCCACUUUGAUCUUUCUUUUGGAGUAAUUCUUAGAAUAAUUUCAUAGUUCUCGCGAAAGUGUAUCCGGAAGUCGAGUCAGGAGUUUCCGACGAUCACUACGCUUUUCAUCCAACUUUGUAAAUCGGUUUUAUCGUGCACCAAAAAUUGACUAGUUCCCUGUUCUAAAUAUAUUCAACAUGAUGGGGGAUAUCAAGGAGCGAAUGGAUGACCCAGGAAAGUUUCGACAAUUUGUAGCAGCGAUGGUUGUGAAUUUAGCAGCUAUGACAUAUGGGUCAAUGAUCGGUUGGCAAUCACCAAUGUCACCACAAUUACAAAGUGAAAACCCACCAGUUGGAACAAUAGCAAUGACAAACGAUGAAGUUUCUUGGCUGAGUGGAAUUAUGUGUUUAGGAGGAAUUAUAACAACUCCAAUGAUGGGUCCAUUAUCAGAGAAACUUGGACGCAAACUCACGGGUUGUCUCAUUGGCCUACCAUUCCUAAUUUGUUCCUUUUUAACGAUUUUUGCAACCGAACAAAUACAUAUCUUUAUUGCACGUUUUUUCGCCGGUAUCGGGGGUGCAGGUGCGCUCUUUUUAGUUCCACUCUACGUUUCCGAAAUUUCUUGUGACUCGAUACGUGGUAUGCUGGGUAGUUUGGUUGUUUUAGUAGUGAACUUCGGAAUACUGAUAACUUACAUAUUAGGUGGAUUCUUAUCUUACAAUAUCUGUAAUAUUUGUAUCGCUGUGCUACCUGUGAUCUAUCUAGGAAGUUUUCUUUUCCUACCAGAGACACCUGUUUAUUUAAUUCGUCGCAAUCGACUUCGUGAGGCUGAUAGGUCUUUGAUGUGGCUGAGGGCGGGACACCAAUUGACGGUGGAGAGAGAGCUGUUACGUUUGCAGAUCGCUGCGAAGGAAGCCGCAACAUUAUCUAGAUCUAUUGGUUUGAAGGAUCUCUUCAGGAAUAAAGGAACAAUCAAAGGAUUAGUGAUUGGACUAGGCAUCUUCGCUGGUCAACAACUUUGUGGUAUAUUUGCUAUGACAAGCUAUACCGAGACGAUUUUUCGUAUAUCAGGCAGUUCGUUAUCACCGAACACAGCUGUGAUCAUCGUAGGUGCCAUACAAGUUGCAGGAUCUUAUCUAUCAACUUCACUGAUGGAACGAACCGGUAGAAGACCUCUUCUAUUAAUAUCCUGUCUGGGGAUGUGUAUUUGCCAUUACAUACUCGGUAUUUUCUGCUAUCUUCAAGAACUAAAUUAUGACGUUUCUACGUUUGGUUGGAUACCUGUGAUAGCUUUAUCGGCUUACAUGAUCACCUAUUGUUUGGGUUUGGGUCCUGGACCCUACGUUAUUUGCUCUGAAAUAUUUGAUCAGGACCUCUCCAGUUUGGCAAUUACAGUAGCUCUCUUCUUUACUUGGGUUGUUGCUUUCAUAGUAGUGAAGUUCUUUGCAAAUGUCGUAGAUCUAUUUGGCAUGUACGGAUGUUUCUUUAUUUUGGGCACUUCCUGUAUUUCAACUUUUAUCUUCAUUUACAUUUUGGUGCCGGAAACGAAGGGAAGGUCGCGAGAAGAUAUUUUAAAUGAAUUAAAUGGUGGAGAUUCUUGGGCUUCGACAAUCGCUGACGUCAAGAUUUCAUCAACAGAUGCAUGACGUUCGUUAAAGAUUGCUAUUAUUGAAAAGAACAUGGACGUUUUCGUAAAUGAAACGAAUCUUCGAAAUUCCUUGGAUAAUAAUGAGUAAAGAUCAUCGAGAAAGUGAAAAUUGAUUUGUUGGCUGUGCAAUGAGUGCUUCAUUAAUUGUUAUGUAUGAAGUGUACUGAUCGGCUGGACCGAUAUUUAUGAAUCAAUUUUUUGAACUCUGUACAAAGAAUAUUUUACUCUUAAAGAAGUAUAUAUAUAAAUAUAUAUAUAUAUGUAUAUAUAUAUAAAACGAUAAUAUUUUACAUCAAUAAUAUAAGUAUAGAUUAUAUAGGAUAAGUAAAAUGUGAUUGAAGGAUAUCGAAAAAAGAAAUAUUCAUGUGGUAUUGACAAAUCACGUUAUAUUUGAAACGAUAUUGUAUUUUUCCUCAAUAGUAUUCGUUCUAAAACGUAUGAACACAGUGUUUAGAUGAAUGUUUUAAUGUUUUCCAUAAUAUGGUAAAAAAAUCUGCGAUAAUAAUUAUUACAAGUAUUUUAUAUUUGCAUCGAUCCAUUUUUUUAUCUUUACACUUUCUUUCUAUUUAUUAAUUAUAUAUCCGGAAAGAGUUUAAUAUACAUACAUACAUA